AUGCCACCGAGGCGACCUACAGUGAACCUAGAAAUUGACUUGCCGUUUGUACGACAAAUAAUGGAUUUGUUCCUCAACAACCGGAUGAACGAGGCCGAAGAAGACUGCCGGACGCAAAGCGAGGCCACUUCUGAUUCAAGGCUCUACGUUCAAACUGCAUCUGCACUCAUGCAGUCGAUGACAGCACUCAUGAGCUUUGAAGAUGGUGACAUCACAGGCGCUCAGGCUAUAGUCCAGCGCACAUUAAAUCUUGCUGACCAGGGCAGGCUUUCACUCACCUGGUCCUCUCGCAUUUCAAGCUUUCCGUUUGAUGCUGCCAUUGCUAAUGCUCGGCGCAUGACCAUCGAUCAACUACACACCGAAUUGAUCUACGCCGAGUCUUUACUCCAGAAAGCAAUUAUGGGAUUCGUAUCUUCCGGAGAUUGGAUGUCUUUUUUGAGAGAGGCAUUGAACAUACGCUCAGUAGUUGCGAUAUAUCGCACCCUGCACUCAUUCCUUGAAGAGUUUGAUGAACAAAUCCAAGCAAAAAAGAAACCCAAGUCUGCAGUUGAUCAAAUAGACGCUGACUUUAGAUCGGGCGUUUACCUUGGUAUGGGAAUGUGCCUCCUAGUAUUCAGUUUGAUUCCAAGUCGGGUCGUAGUCUUUGCGGAUCUCCUGGGUUAUAAAGGCGACAGGGUCGAGGCUCUGAAGCUCCUUCGCAAAGCAGGUGGUUGGGGGAACGCCGAAGGGAGGGCUGACCGUAAUCAGCAUACACCAAAGAUCUCAAAAGAGGACGGAGGGGUGCGAAGGCCAUUGUGUGACCUUGUCUUGGUUGUAUUCCACCUUGUGAUGUCUGGUUUCACUCGAGAGGGUGUAGACGUCCAUGAGGCUGAGAGGAUCGUGACUUGGAAUCUUCAGUAUUAUUCACAGAGUAUAUUUUUUCUCUACGGGAAAGGGAGAUUGCAUGUAACUCGCUCGCGACCCGACCUUGCGAUACCAAUAUACGAAAACGCCAAGGUAAAAAUUAAUGGCCAGAAGGGGUAUGAACAACUAGGAUCAGUCAUGCUAUGGGAAAUGGCACUUUGCAAUCUAUCACUCGGAAGGUGGAAGGAAAGUGCAGCAUGCUGGAAGGAGAUGAGAGAGACUGCCAAAUGGAGCAAGGCUGUCUACUCAUAUGGAAGAGCCGCUUGCCUUUUGCAGGCAGGGAACCUUACUCAAGAGGAACAGAAGGAGGUGGACUUACUGAUGAGCGAAGUUCCUGGAUUGCGGCAAAGGAUCGCUGGAAAGUCGAUUCCCCUGGAGAAAUACGUAGCAAGGAAGGCAGCACGAUACAUCUCCGAACGGACAUUAGUUGCCCCCGCAAUUGAGCUGGCAUAUAUGCUCCAAGCUACGUACAAGACCACGGAGAAAGCCUUGAGGAACCAUGUUGAUACUCUCAAAAAUCUUCGCGAUUCUUCGCUACCUAACGAAGAUGACAAGCAAAUGGUUGACCUACUACUCGCCGUCCAUCUUCGCCUUUUGGAAUAUCCUCAGUCAGAGGACAUCGAUAGCCCAGAGGAGAAGUUGCGACAUACCCGAGUAGAUGAUCCAACCGCGAACGAAGUUGAAAUUUUCCCGCUACUUCAUGCUGCGAAAGAUUCCGGCACAAGACUCCAACAGGAACAUUGGGUUGCUUAUUUUGCACACUAUGAACUUGGACGAUACUACGAAGAACGGGGAGAUUAUGUGGAAGCUCGCAAAAACUUCUCCGUCGUUGCAUCAGGAUCUUCACUUGAAGGAUCAUCCAAUGCGCGCAGGGGAAAGUAUAGUUUGCAGAAUGCAAUUCAACUCCGAGCCAGUGCCUCUAUUGGUACUCUGCCCAUUCCCCGUGGCCGAUCCAACUCGUCAUCUUUUGUGCCAGGAGCAUUCAAGUCUGCUUAG
Messenger RNA from Rhizoctonia solani, 1899 nucleotides. RefSeq names its product tetratricopeptide repeat protein 39B. The coding region runs from base 1 to 1899 and encodes 632 amino acids. The transcript has 10 exons. Gene Ontology annotation, molecular function: protein binding. The record is from RefSeq and is a predicted model, not a curated record. Gene Ontology annotation, cellular component: mitochondrial outer membrane; nucleus; cytosol. NCBI's taxonomy places the organism in Eukaryota, Fungi, Basidiomycota, Agaricomycetes, Cantharellales, Ceratobasidiaceae.